Molecule: messenger RNA, 3255 nt
Organism: Aplosporella prunicola CBS 121167
Lineage: Eukaryota; Fungi; Ascomycota; Dothideomycetes; Botryosphaeriales; Aplosporellaceae
Exons: 3
Coding region: 240-2768 (842 amino acids)
Biological process (GO): positive regulation of transcription by RNA polymerase II; aromatic amino acid catabolic process
Cellular component (GO): nucleus
Molecular function (GO): DNA-binding transcription factor activity, RNA polymerase II-specific; zinc ion binding
Source: RefSeq, a predicted model, not a curated record
CGACCUGUUUUUGAGAAUACAAAAAAAACUACAGACGCAGUGACACAUGUGUUAUUAAUAGGCCUUUCGCAAAUGGACCGUGUCACCAUCGUCGUCGUGUGCUCGUUGCUUCUUCGGGAGGCUCGUGGAUUUGCCGUCUCCCGUCAAUAGCCGGGCCCCGCCGUGCCUCUCCACCCCUUCGACCUUGGAUUUCCUGCAACAUCCACAACAGUCGACAAACCCCACCAAACCCCUUCCAAAUGCCCGACGUAUCGCCUGAAGUAGCUUCGGGAACGGCUGAUGGCUCGGCUGACGGAACCAUAAAGCAAGCGUCCAGGCCUCGUGAGUUCCAGCGCGCGUAUAAAGCGUGCGUGCCGUGCCGCCAGAGGAAAGCCCGCUGCGAGCUGGACGUGCCCACCGAUGGCAGCGUUCCUAGUCCGCCCUGUACCAGAUGCCGAAGAGCAUUGAGACAAUGCGUCUUCACCGAAGAAAGAGCUUGGAAACGCCAGAAAUUGGAUGCCGAUCAUCGUCCCUCCGCGUCUGCUCGCCCCACAGAACCACGAGCAGCGGCUCGCCAGUCCAACUGGGGCGCAGGCGUUGGUCCGGUUCCAACUACUGAGGAUUCUCCGGCGAACGCCUUGGACAGUCCACAAAGUCCUCCUAGGCAGCAAUGGCGCCAUCCAUCAUCGGCGUCACAAAACAGCGGCCUAGCCAAUUCCAUGAUCCGGACGGUUGUCGCGAAUGGCAAUGAUGCUUUAAAUCUACUGUUUGAGGCGGCAACCCGUGAGGAUGCCGACACGACCGAAAGCACUUUCUCACCAACGGGAGCUCAAAGCCAGGCGGCUCCGUUGGGAGAAACCGAUCCUUCUUACACAACCCCUGGCUCGACGUUACCGGUGAAUUCAGGUCUUCCUACUUUACCGCCAGUCCAACUAUCGGAUGUGUCUCCCCAAGUGCUUAACACCUGGAAGACUUGCCGAUUCGUGCGUAUGGGUUGGUUCACAGCCAGGGAAGCCGUGACAUAUGUCGAUCUAUUUUUCAGGAACAUGUCACCAUUGUCUCCUGUCCUGAUGGACUACUACGCCUCCCAUGCCAAACAUUACCAGCUAGUCACGCAGGAGCCUUUCUUGUGCUGCACCAUCCUUGCGUUGUCAUCACGAUAUCACGUCUUACCUGGCAUUGGAGGGGCGUCACGCGGUUAUUUCAUCCAUCAUAGACUGUGGGAACACUGCCAGCAUCUCAUCAUGCGCAUCAUGCUGGGACAGGAAAAGAGUUCUCCCGCAAAAACGCGUACCGUUGGAUCCAUUGAGGCGCUGUUGCUGAUUUCAGAAUGGCAUCCGCGAGCUUUGCAUUUCCCGCCUGAAUCGGAUGGAUGGGACGCAGGCCUUGUUGCUAUCGAUCCAGACCCUCUGGAGGGAUCGGCGAACCUUGAAGGUACAUCGCCCGCAUCAAACAGGUGGCUUGAAGAUGUCAUAGAGCCAGCCAGGCGGUCAGAUCGAAUGUCCUGGAUGCUGCUUGGAUGCGGCUUGUCUCUAGCUCACGAACUCGGCAUAUUCGACCAAGAGGACAAGGAUGAGAAGAAGAUUCCAGGGGAGUCUCGGGUCGAAGCCAAGCGCAGAGCCGCGAGGUUCGUGCGAGCCCGAAAGCUUCUCUACGUGUUUGUGGAGCAGCUGGCUUCCCGCAUUGGCUGUACCUCGAUGAUCCCACAGAGCCUGAGCCAUACCGUCAUGGGGAAGUCGUUUGCUGGAGAAGUGCUGCCGGGGGCGGACCACUGCGAAGCCUUUGUGGCAGCGUGGAUCGAGCUCACAAAGUUUGUCAAAUCAGUGUCCGACAUGCUUUUCCCAUCCGCUUCAUUCACGCGGCAGAUACUGCGGAGCGGGCGGUACAUUGGGCUUCUGCAGCAUUUCCAGCCUCUUCUUGCUAACUGGAGAGGGAGAUAUCUUGAUUCUCAAAGGCUUGGUGAUGUCUUGCAAGACAUGCUCUCCAUCGAGUACCAAUUUGUGCGGAUCUUCACCAACUCCCUCGGUCUCCAAGCCGUAGUAGAGCGGACCCUCGACGAAGCCGACGGCGAGACGACGUUCCCCAUGUCGGUAGACUCGACGGACUACGAAUUCAUCCAAGAAGUCGUAGACGGCAGCUGCGAGAUCCUACGCACAGUAAUCAAGCUCGCCGACAACGACAUCCUGCGCUUCUGCCCGGUGCGCAUCUUCCUGCACAUCACGACGUCGGCCAUCUACUUGCUCAAGGGCCUCAGCCUGGGCGUGUGGAACACGAAGCUGCAGUCGUCGUUUGACCUGCUCGACCGCGGCAUCCACGCCCUCCGCUCCGGCACCCUCGACGACAUGCACCUCGCCGCGCGCUACGCCACGCUGCUCGAAAUGCACGUCGCGCGCCUGCGCCGCGGCUUUGUCAUCUCGUCGCGCCCGCCGAAACUGACGACGCGGCCGCCGUCCGCCGACCGCCACACAACAAGCAACCCCCAUAGCAACAGCAACAACAAUGCCUUCCACACGCCCACGCCCACAUCAUCAACAACAGCAAACCAGAGACGCGCCAACGUCGACUCCGCCGCCGCUGCUACCGCCGCCGCAGACGCAGACGCAGACGCAGACGCCCCGCCCAACCACGACCACCUCGGCGGCUUCGACGCCUCCUUCGACGCCGACGACUGGCUGACGCUGCCGUUUGAUCCGUCCAUGGCCCCCUUUGGCGCCGGCGGCUCCAGCAUCCAGACGUUCCCGGGGCUGGACGCUGGCAUGCUGAAUUUCUUGUGGAAUCUGCCGUCGUGAGAGGCGAGUAAGGGAGUAGGUGAUUGAGUGCUGGGGAGGAGGAAUGUUUGGGGCGGAACUUGGGUGGUUGAUAGGUAUCUUGAUAUGACAUGACAUGAUAUGACAUGCGUGAUAGACACUGCUGUUGGUCUGGUGUUUGUUCUGUUCUGUUUUGUUAGCUGGUUGGUUGGUUGGUUGGUUGGUCCUUGGCUAGAUAUUUGUCUGUGAUUGGCAGAGAGUGAAUUUUGAGAGAGAGUUGUAGUUCCUUCUUUUCCUUUUCAUUGGACCCUUGCUUUUCCUUACUCCCUCAUACGCUAGUAUACGCGAGAGACAUUUGACAAGAAUAAAACCGUACGAGAAAUUGGCACGCGAGACGUAUAGUCUGAGGGGAAAAGGAAAACGAGAACUAGGGAAGAGGGAUCAGAUGAAAAGGUGUUUUGGUUUCUCAAGCAUCAUAAUCGCCGUGAACAAAAGACACGGACGAGCACGUUGCACGCUUAGCAAUGAG